Messenger RNA from Danio rerio (zebrafish), 1125 nucleotides. NCBI's taxonomy places the organism in Eukaryota, Metazoa, Chordata, Actinopteri, Cypriniformes, Danionidae. The record is from RefSeq and is a predicted model, not a curated record.
AUGAGGAUCCACACUGGAAAGAAACCAUUCACUUGCGCUCAGUGUGAGAAGAGUUUUAGCCAAUCAUCAAACCUUAAUAAUCACAUGAAGAUCCACACUGGAGAGAAACCAUUCACAUGCACUCAGUGUGGAAAGAGUUUUGGAAUACAAAGCAGUCUUAAAAUUCACAUGAGGAUCCACACGGGAGAGAAACCAUUUACAUGCACUCAGUGUGGGAGGAGUUACCACCAAUUAUCAAACCUUAAUAAUCACAUGAAAAUCCACACUGGAGAGAAACCAUUCACAUGCACUCAGUGUGGGAAGAGUUUUGGAAUACAAAACACUCUUAAAAUUCACAUGAGGAUCCACACUGGAGAGAAACCAUUCACAUGCACUCAGUGUGGGAGGAGUUUCAACCAAUCAUCAUCCCUUAAUCUACACAUGAUGAUUCACACUGGGGAGAAACCAUUCACAUGCACUCAGUGUGGGAAGAGUUUCAGCCAAUUGUCUUCCCUUAAUUUACACAUGAGGCUCCACACUGGAGAGAAACCAUUCACUUGCACUCAGUGUGGAAAGAGUUUCAGCCAAUUGUCAUCCCUUAAUUUACACAUGAGGAUCCACACUGGAGAGAAACCAUUCACUUGCACUCAGUGUGGGAAGAGUUUCAGCCAAUCAGCACACCUUAAUAAACACGUGUUGAGCCACAAUGGAGAAAAGCCAUUCACUUGCACUUAAGCCACGGUCACACUUGAUUUUUUUUUUCCCCAUAGACUUCCAUUCAUACGCAUGCAAAUGCGUAAGACCGGAAACACAAGUUCCCCUUCGGUUGGGGAACUUCAGUACUAUACAGUGGAUUUGAUCUUGGAAAAUCCACGUAUGGGAGGAUUCGGUUCAGAAGCCGUUUGUCUGAAAGAGUAUUGAAUGGGCCAAUGAAGCAAAUAAUCGGCAGCGUAAGCUUGUGCAGGUGUGCCUCAUUGCCAAUUAUCCCAGCAUAUAAGCACACCUGGAGCGAGCAAACGAGAGCAUUCUUCCGGUCCAGAGUGUAUACACGCAGCGGCAGACGGUCGAGCUGAGUUUCUCCCUUGCCUGGCGUUCUUUGGGUCCGGUCCUCCAGAGCGGUGCAUAUAAAGUUGCAACUUCACAAAG